AUGGGGCUGCACGCCAUCAUUUUACUCUGUGCUGUUGUGGCAGGAGCUUCAGGGAGAUCCUUGGAGCAUUUAAGUUACGGAGCUUCCUGUUUUGCAGAGUGUGUAGGACACAGUGCAUCGUACUUCCCCAAAAGAGCUAGAUACAGCUACAGGUAUUCAGCAGUCACCAACACAUUCCUGCAGGGCAGUAUUUACAAAAGCAGUGGCAUCUCUCUGGAGAGCACAGCGAUCAUUGAGGUGUUGGGGAAUUGCCAGAUGGUUUUGAAAGUGCAAGAUGUACAGAUUAAGAAAAGUCUUGCAUCCAGAGAGGAGUCUCUGAAAGAAAUGGACAGUCUAAGGGUAAUACUAGAACAGCAUCCUCUUCAUUUUUCUUUCCACGAUGGGAAAGUUCUGAAGCUCUGUCCUGUGAGGAGUGAACAGACCUGGGCACUGAACAUAAAGCGAGGCAUUCUCAGUGUCCUGCAGACGUCACAAGCAUCCACUGCUAGUGCAGUCAUUGAAGAGGUGGAUGUUCUGGGAAUAUGCCCAACCAGGUAUCAGCGAAAAGGUCCUAUUCUUGUCAAGACAAGGGACUUAAACCUCUGCUCUCAUCGGUAUUCUGGUUUUACUUCUGUGCAGUCUGUUGUUCUUCCUCAUAUGUCCUCUGAGCAGCAGAUCCUGUCCUCCAAACUGGAAUGUGUUCAGAGCAUUAAGGAUGGAGUCCUGGCAGAGGCCAAAUGUACUGAGUCCAACCUUGUUACACUGUUCUCUCAGAAGGGCAGCAGGGCAAAGACGCAGACACAGUCUUCGCUGAAACUCUUUCAAGUGGAAACAGAGACACUGUACAAAAAAGUGGACUCUGAGGAUCUGUAUGUGACCAGCAUGCUCUAUGAAAGGGAAGAAACUAAGAGGGAAGUCACUGGAGGGGAAGUGACUGAACUAGCGUGGAAGCUUUGCUUAGCUCAUAGUGCGAGUUUUGAGACUGCAGACCUUUUCAUGACUCUCGUGUUUGAACUUCGACAUCUUUCUCUUGAGGCCUUAAAAGCAGUAUGGCAAAGAUCCUCGUUUAAAUGCAGAGACAACUGGCAGCCGCUAAUAGAUGCUCUCCCAUCUUGUGCUACAGAGGCAUGUGUUGUCCUAAUGAAAGAAAUUAUAGCUUCCAGAGAAGUCGAGGAAGACAAAGCGGAAUAUUUCUUCUGGUCAUUUUCAUUCAUUCCUAAACCCACCUCGGGCAUGAUCGAAUCUCUUGCUCCUUUACUGAAGUCACCAGGAGCAAGCCAGAGCUGCUUCUUAGGAGUAACUGCUCUCUUACAUAGGUUUUGUUCCGCUUACAACUCCUGUGAUGGUGUACCUGCUGUGCAGAGUGUUAUGAGGACUCUUGGGAAAUUUUUGGGAGGAAACUGCACUGUGCAAGAUUCAGAACGGCUCAGCGAGAUGCAACUGGUGUUAAAAGCCAUUGGAAACGCGGGACUGGCAGCAGCUUCGCUAGCUCCUAUUUUGAGCUUGUGUGCUUCCCUGAAAAGUAAUCCAGUCGAAAUUCGUCUAGCUGCUAUCCAGGCCUUCAGGCGCAUUCCCUGUUCUGUCAGGAACGCUUUAUUAGUUCAGCUGUAUCAAGCAACCAGCGAAGAUGUGGAAAUAAGGAUUGCUGCUUAUUAUAUAGCAAUGAAAUGUCCACAUGAAGAGUUAUUUAAACAAGUACAAAAGACUUUGCUGAAAGAGACAUCCAGUCAAGUGGGCUCCUUUGUUUGGAGUCAUCUCUCUCAGCUCCUGGAGACGGAUGAUCCAUUGAAGGAGCACCUUCGAGAUUCUAUUCCUGAUGAAAUCCUUAGCAGAGAUUUUGACCGGGAGACAUGGAAAUACUCCUCAUAUUCCGAUGUCACGUUCCACUCAGCUGGUGCAGGUGCAAAUAUGGAAGCAUCAGUGGUCUUUUCUCCUGCAUCUUUUCUACCACGAUCAGUCAUGACAAAUUUGACUAUUCACCUUAUGGGGCAGGCUAUAAAUCUACUGGAGGUUGGUGUACGAUUAGAGAAUGCUGAAGCUCUCAUGCAGAAGAUUUCUGGGGAGAAGUCUGCUACUUUCAGUGACUAUUUUUUUUCAAAAACUAAUGAAAGAAACCACAAGUCAGAAAAUCCAGUGGAAACAACAGGAAAAGUCAAGCAGAGGAGGCUGACUUCGAAGCAAUACAGCCCUGCUGAUCAUCUUGUGACCAAGUCUGGCAAGCCAAAGUUGAGAAAAGCUAACCAGAAUUGUCCUGGUAGAAAGUACAGUAAGAUGAGUGAGUUAGUCAAAAAGUUCACUGAGAGAACGGUGAGAAAGGAGGCACUGAAAUGUCAGCUAAGCAUGAAAAUCUUUGGAAAUGAACUUAGCUUCUUGGAUUGUGAAGAUUUAAGAAAACAAAUGAAACAUUAUUCUUUAAAUCUGGCUGAGUUGGCUGUCAAACUUCUGAAGGGGCAAGAGGUCCAGUUUAAUAAAAGGCUGAGUUUGGCCACUGAAGAGUUGCAGUUUCCAGCAAUUUCAGGCUUUCCUGUUCAGCUGGCAGUCAAUGCCUCAGCAGCAAUCAACAUAAAAAUCAAAGGGAAUGCAGAUUUCAAACAACAGUCAAAUUUCUUUCUAAAUGGAUAUGUCAAGCCAAGUGCCUUUGUCCAGCUUUCUGUCCAAAUGGGAACUGUGGGGACUCUGGGACAAGCUGGCCUAAGCUGGUUAACAGGAGUGAGAACAUCUACUAGUCUUGAUGGGGGAAUCCAGGUAAAAAAAGGGCAAGAGCUCAAAGUUUUCUUGAACACUCCAGAAGAAUCUAUGGAGAUAAUUAAUUUCAGCUCUAAACUCUACUUCACAAUGGUGGAUGAGAGAGAAGAUAUAGAUGUUUUCCAAGACCAUGUGGAAACCAGAUCUUGCACUAGGGAGGAAGUGUCUGAGAUUAUUGGCUGGCAGCUGUGUUCUGAAAUGUCAUAUCCUGACCCAGCCAGCAGUUUGGUUUUCCCCCUUACUGGACCUUUGAGAGUGGCUAUCACAUUAACUAAGCAAGACAGAGGCCUGCAGCAGUACGUUGUGGAAGCUGCAUAUAACUAUAUUCCUCAGGAGAAUUCAUGGAUCCCAAAUGAAGCUGUCCUUCACUUCUUCAUUGGGACUCCUAAGUCAGACUUGAAAAGGGAUGUUGGUGUUGACCUAAAUUUUAGUGUCCCAGAGAAGAAAUUCAGAAUCCGAUUUAUACAACCUAAGAAAAAAAUUGAGAUUGAUGGGAGAAUUGAGUUUUCUAAAAAUUCACGAAUUGGACACCUGGAGCUGAUAGUAGAUGACCGAGAUGUAUAUUACAUUAAGGGAAUGACAGAGUUGCAGAUGCUGAGUGGAGAGCAGAGAUACAUGACCCAAUUGGAGGUAAAGCUGAUAAAGCAAAGCAGUCCUAUCAUUCUGUCAGGAAACAUCACUAAACAGCUUGGCAAGAAGAUAGCUUUUUCAGUGUCCCUGAAUAAUUUAUUGAAGGAUGCUGCAUUUCUUUCAGCAUUUCUGGAGAAAAAGGUUGGUGAUAAGCUGAGACAAUACUCACUGGAAGGGGAGACUUUCCUUCCAGGUGUUCUGGGAGUUCACAUCAUUGGUCUUCUCCAGCAACGUGAGGGCUUCUGGUCACAUGGUUUGAAGAUAAAAUAUGGACUCCUAGGAGAGGCAAAAAAUCUUCAUCAUGAAUGCAGUAUGCGGCAGAAGAUUGAAGUGGAGACAGGUGCACAUGGCAUGUACAAUCUUGAUAUUGGGCAUGAAUUUCACUGUAUGCAGACUCCAACCUAUAAUCACAAGGUUCACCUGAAACAUGAAGCGAAUGCAUCUUGGCUUUCCUCCCAGAUGGAAGUGAACUAUGGGAAACACUGGGAUGAAAUAAACAACAAGAAGAAACUGAUGAUCAGCCAAGCAUUUAAGAACAGUUCCAGUUCAUCUCUAGUCAACUAUUUCAUGGAGUUUACCAUGCAAGUCCUGGAAAAACAGGUGAAUUAUAGAACCCAGCUGCAGCACUCGCACAACUCUCAGGUUUAUUUGCAGAGCAGCACCAACUUUGAGGUGCAGUAUAAUGACCACGUGCCAUUUAUGGCUGGGCUGCAGUGGAAAGACGCAUCCAGAAAUGGCCUGAAGAAGUGGGAAGGUGGAUUAAAUAUAGAUACCCCAUGGCUCUAUCUGUAUGCAGCUCACAAACUACAUCAGCCUCAGCAUUCUGCUUAUUUACUAACUAUGGAGCUGACAACCAGAAAAGCGCUCUCCAUUAAGAAUCUCGUAGUGGAACUAUUCUAUAAAGAUCAAGGCAAUGAAAAGGAGGGGAAAGUUCACAUUUACACGCCAGCUACCACGUACCUGCAGGCAUCCACAUUUAAUCAUCUUGGGAGGAAUAGUCUGCAUAGCUACAGUGAAAUGAUGUCUCUGUGGAAUCAGCUUGUGAAGAAUGAGAUUCAUUUGGAGAAUAAUGAACGAGCCAAAUUUCUCUGCUUUAAGAUAAAGAGUACAAAACAGGAAUUUAACUUCACAGCCAGCUAUCAGAAUCUGCCAAUGCCUAAGAAGACAAACUUUUCUGUGAAGACUGUAUGGAGAGAUUAUAAAAGUCUGCCUGUCAUGCUGCAGUUUGAAGGUCAGAUAGAAGAGCUGAAGAAGAUGAUGCUCUAUCAAAAACGUGGAACCCUCCAUUUCAGGCAUCCUUUUAAAGUGCCAAUUCUGCAGAGCUUCCUUCUGCAGGAAACAUUUACUGUUGACAAAAAGCAAAAGCACUAUUUCUUGGAAACAAAAGUUUUGAUAAAUGGAAAGGAGGAAACAGUUCAAACGCUUACACUUGGUUACCAACCUGAAAAUCCCUAUAUUUGUGCUGGCUUAACUCAUCCUUAUAACUACAGGUUGCUCCCCAAAGAUGUUGAAAUAUGCAUUUUAGCUCAAAGUCACCAAAAUGUGAAGCAAGAGCUUGAGACGACCUUGAAGGUCAAUAACGAAGAUGUUCUGAGCUUUUUAGGGAGAUAUCAGGACAUGUCCAGUGAGGCAGAUUUUAGACAUCUUCUACACAUGGAUGUGACACAUUCAUUCCAGCUUGAGUUUCCACAAGCAAUGGGCCUAAGUGGGGAGCUGUUUUCCAAGCAGACUAAAAUGGAACAGUUUGACUACGGUGUGAAUGUAAAAGCCAUCAUCAACAAGAAUGUGUCUUCACAGGUCAGUUCCCUGAUUAUUACAGCCCAGGCAGCCCUAAAGAGUUAUGGUGAGAGCAAUUUCAAUGGCUCUCUUUACCUUCAUUCCAAUGGAAGGGACAUGCUGAUGCUGGAGGUUGAUAUGAACAAUGAAAACAGGAGGAAUGCCAGAGUUGUCGAAUUGAGGGCUUUCCUCCAUCAGACAAUCCUGACAAACCCAGAAUCAAUACAGUUCCAGCUCAUGGGCAAAAUGUUUCCGUCAAGACUUUUGAUAUCUUCUGAGAUGAAGCUUAAUGAAAAUAGGCUUCACAUGGAUUUCAUGGGAGCUAGGGAGCAGAAAGUUGGUUUUGUUUUGUCCCUAAAUGGAAGAGUCCAACACACAUUUGCUGGAUUAAAGGCCAUACCUCAUCUUCUUUCUCUGAAUGGGUUACUGAAGUGCAAAAACAACAUUCAUGAUGGUAACAUCAAUAUGAUGGUCAACAAAACACUGUAUGGACUCCGUCUCAGGAACAGAAAUGUGUUUGGGAAUACCACCGUACACAAUAUUGCUUUUGCUAUGUUUCAGAAUGGCAGUCAGGCAAUCCCAAUGGAGGCAAAACUGAAAGGACACUUGGAGCUGAGUAAAGAGAUGAAAAGGGGACUAGCUAGCUUCCAGGUGGAUGAGAAAGCUCUUUCUGUAGAUUUUUCCAAUAUCAUGAGUCGCGGGCACAGCAGAAUCAGUGGGACUUUCACACAUAAUAUCAGCUUUUUAAAAAAUGCAGGUAUGAACAAAACUCUGAGAUUGCCCUUGGAUGGCAUUCUUACUGCCAUGUGUGACCAUGGCCCAAGAAAUCACACCAUUACUAUAGCCCUACAGAGUGGCAGUGAAAGGAUUACCGCUGUGUUUGGAGGUCACAGACUGUCUGCAGAGCCUCCAAAAUCCCAGCUGUCUGUGAGUUUAAAGCACAACAUCUCAAAGAUAAAGAAACAUGGGAUACCUUUUAUUGUGGAAGCUGCUGGCUAUUAUGAGAAUUUCACCAAGAAGAUUGCUGCAGGGUUAACAACCACGGUGGAGAUGGAACAGCUCAAAAUUGAGAUAGAGAAGAAAACCACUGGCAGUGCUAUGGAAAUUUCUCUUUCACUUCACCAUGAUGUGGGAGGACUGAUGGACAUUGUUCCAUGUGUACUAGAGGUUGCUUGCAGCGGAGAAUCUGCUAACAAUCAACUUUCUGGCCUUUGCAAUGGAGCAAUUACAUUUCAUCAUUUUGAGACUCCAGCAAGAGUUUCACUGAAUGGGUCAAUGUUUACCAGCAACUUUACUGUCAUCUUCUUUGGACAUGUUUCUUUUCAUGACGUGUUUGCCUGCCUGCAGCUCUAUGCCACUACUAACAUCAAGCCUCAUUUAAAAAUUGACUUCCAGCAUUCUUUGCCUUCGCUUCAGUCUCUGGGAAUUGCCAGAGAGAACCAAGUGAAGGUGUCAGCCAUGAGAAGUGACAAGUAUAAGGGCAUGCUUGGUAUUGUCCUUGGGCCUUGCAGUUUAAAAGCUGAUGGAGAAGUGAGCCUGGCAAACAAUGAAACAGAUACAAAAUGGGUACUUACUUUUAGAAACAAGUGCGUCAGUCUAGAGGAUCUCAGUAUUCCAACUCAGUCACGGCUCACAGGAUUUAUUCAGAAAGACAAGUGCCAAGCAGAACUUCUUUGUGUCCUUGAAACAGAAGGCAAGACUGCCCGUCUUGAAGUGAGAGCAGAGUGCAAGCCAAAGAUUACACUGGAAAUUCAAUUCAGGCAUGACCUCCCUCAACUGAAGGAAAUCCCAAGGGAAAAUAAGCUGACUAUCAUGGCACGAAAACAGUUAAAAUAUUAUAUUGGAAUAGGAAUGAAAUCAGGUGCUUGUGAGCUUCAAAUGAACGGGGACUUUGACCCUGAAAAGAAGCUUCAGUGGAAAAUGUUUAUAGAAAACAAAUGCCAAACAAUUCAGGAUCUUGGAGCACCAAUAAAAAUUGAUGGUUCAGGCUAUGUUUUGAUGGAUAAAAUGAACCUAGAUUCACAGACGUUGAUUACUGUCGAUGAAAGUAAAUUACAAGGACUCCUUAUACUAAAAGUCACUGAUGAAAGACAAGAGCUGGAUGCGGUGCUAACCCAUAACAUUCAAGGAGCUGCUGACGUUGGCAUUCCUGUGAGGAUGUUAGUUGAUGUGAUAUCAGAAAAAACCAGCAACUUCUAUAAAAGACUUAUUCACUUCUGUGUGAACAGCAAGCAAAUUACAGAAGAACUGAGCUUUGUCCAGAAGUUGGAUGUUGUGUCUCUUAACUACAAACUUACUCAUAACAUAGAGGCACUGAAGACUUGGCAAAUAAAAGACAGGAUUGAGUUGCAGGCUAUCUUGAACCUGAAAGUGAUCAAGAGCUUUAGUAUGAAAGUGCAUUAUGAUGCUCACCUAACAGUUCUCGAAGGACAAAUCCAGGAGUUUGAAACAAGUACCAACAUAUCUGGGAAUUUCCAUCAUACUUGGCCAUGGCUGCUACAAGCCAGAGUCCCAUCAUCUUUACAGAUAGAUGUGGUUUUUCAAGGGAGAAACACUACUCAAGAAAGAUACAUGCACAUUGUAGCUGGAGAAACAUCAAUCACGUACAUAAUAAACUCCUAUUAUGUUGGUCACCGAGUGGAUAUCUUUUGCCAAAGUGUACAUAGCAGCGAGGCACUACAGGCAUCUGGCUACCCUAAGGCAAUCAACUUGACUCUCAGUUCACAGAAAUCAGAAAACAAAGCCAAGACUAUCUGUGAAAUCCAAUAUGAUGACAAAGAUAUAACUGUGACUAUGGAUGUUGACACAGACUUUCAGCUCUAUGGUAUAUUUGAAUUCAUGGCAGAGGUGAAGCAUUCAAUAUCACUUCUUCAUCAUCUGGGACUUCCCUUCUUUCUUAAGAUGACAAUUCAAGAAGUCCUGACUGAAAAUGAAAUUGAAGGAGCUCUGAGGCUGACCUAUGAACAAAACACAAACUUCUCCUUUACCAUCAGUAGGAAAAAAGACCAGCAAGGUGAAGAGUUGAAUAUAAAAGCACUCCAGACUCAUCCCUUCUUCCUACAGUACUUCCCCAGUGCAGCAGAACUGUCUUCUAAGGUAAAUUAUGAUAUGAGUGAAGCAAAAGGCAAACUCUACCUCAGGAUGGAAAAAAGGGAUUUCAAUGUUACAGCUAAGCUAACUUUCACUGGAACCAGCUACACUAAUGUCAUUGAAAUAAUCCAGACAAUGUCCCAGUUAAAAAUUCUUCCAAGGCAGCUUGUGUUUAUGAUGGCUUACCAAAAAGGCAACAGAACACGUCUGCUGAGGCACAUUGCCGUGUGGGAUGGCAAAGAGGUAAAGGUAACAGGCACUUACACUGGACUCUUCCCAAAGUUGUCUGGAGGUCAUGAUGUUCAGGUGGAACUUUUCCAUCCUCUCUCCAUCCCUUUCCCAUGGCAUGCCAGGGUCAACUUAUAUGUGAAACAUUCGGCACGGAGUCACCGGGAUGAUCUUACUGUCAUUUGGAAUGAGAAGGACCAGAUAUCAGUGUCAUCAUCUCUGAAGUUUGGAAGAGACCGUACAAACUACAGAGCCACUGUUGCCCACCCAUUUAAUUACACUCUGAAGCAACUGGAGGUCCAUUCCCUAUCAGAAAGAAGAGGCAGAAAGUACAACCAGCAGCUGCAGCUCACAGGGAAUGGUGGGCAGCCUGCUGACAUCCGACUGACCCUGGAGGAUAAAUCAAAGAUGAACAUCACUGCCUGGGAUGGCUGUAUGACACUCUCUUCAGGUCAGCUUCAGAGAGUAUUAAGUAUGGAACACCUGCAUGCAUGUGGGUCUCUAGAGCAAAGAUCGGCAUUGUUUAACGAAUAUCUAGAUCUGAACUGGGAUGACAAGAAAUUCAAACACAAUUUAACAUAUGAGAGAAAUCAGUUCUUGUAUCCUGAUAAAUUUCAGUUCGAAGCUGUUCUGGAAAAUAUUUUCCUGACCUCAUGCGCCAAACAGAAGAUUCUAGGUAAAAUGGAAACAAACUACUCGUCUUGCCUGGACUAUUAUAUGAGCUUUGAGUUCUGUGACCUUCCAAAUGUAAUUGUUUUCUCUGGAAAACACCGGCUCAACAAAGAUGACAUCAUUUUGCAAUCAGAGGGCAGAUUCCACCUUGCUGAUCAUGGGAGAGAUGAGGGGUUGAUUGGAGUAUCCUUAAAAAAUCAGAGUACAGUUGAUGUGAAGAACUAUUCUUUGGAAAUUGAAUUAAGAGCCUUUGAAGAUACUUGGCUAGGCCUGACGGGAACUGCUACUUCCUCAUCCGUUCAGAGCCAAAUCCUGGUGGAGGGGAUUAUUGAUCAGAAAGAGAAAGUAAAAGUAGCUGCUUCUAAAGGAAAGGAGUGUUUUCAGUACUACAUGGGGUAUUUGAAAGGGGAUUUGGAAGAAGGAAUGGAAGUCAGUGCUUGUACUGAUGGGCAACAGAUGGCUACCAUUAAUACCUAUCUCAACAUUAAUGGUGAAAGGCAAGAAAACAUGGGACAAAUGACUCUAGCAGCUGUUAAUGGAAGCUUGAGUUUUCUGGCUCAUGGAUGCGGGAAUCCAGUUCUUAAGGCUGAGUACAAACUUAAUGAAAUUGGGAGCCUUCUGAAAGCCAAACUGAUGGAGAAGAUGAAGAAGUUUGACGGAUAUAUGUGGAGAUUCAGGAGAUCAGUGCAGCAAGUUGAUUUUCUGUCUGAAGCAGCUGGCUGGCCUUCGAUAGCCCUGCAAAAGGUAGCAGGAUUCCUCCACAGUGUGGGUAGAGCUGUUGCCCAGGUGUGGAAGCAAAGUGGAAUCAGGCAGAUACUGAGAAGCAAGCUCCCGCUUUACCUGGAUAAAAUUCAAGACAUUGUCCAGCAAAUGCAGAAUGAAUUGCAAAAGCCAGUAGCAACUUUGAAGGAUGCCUACUACGAUGUAACCUUGAAGCCACUGGAUGAAGUUUGGCAAGAGAAGACAGAAGAGUACAUGAAGAAAAUCCAGGCUUUUUUACCCAAGAUUGUAAAAGAUGUGUGGCUAAUGGAACCAAUCCAGGUGGCAUUAAAGGUUGUGAAAGCAGGCUUGGAUAUGACUACACAGCAGAUGCUCAGGUGGGCAGAGGCCGUGUUUUCUAGAGCUGUGAGCAAGAUCCGGAAGCCCUUACUCAACCUUUACAGUUUUUCAGCCAGGAACUGUUCGGUGGCAGUAAAACUGCCAGUACUUCCUAAAGCAGACCGCUCCCUGGAUCUGGCAAAUGUUACUAAUUAUCUCAUUGAAGAAAAGCUAAUGAGGCCUCUCCAAGACCUCUACAAUAUCAACAUAGUUGCAGAGUAUUAUAGAUUCAAACGGAGGAUGAUGGAGAGUCCCUUUGAAUAUCAUGCUAUGUUAAUGGGAACCAAGCAUCUUAUGACUUUUGAUGGGAAAAUUUAUGAUUUGACAUCAAAGUGCAGUGUACUUCUUGCCAAGGAUUUUGUUCACAAUACUUUCACUGUAAUACUAAAUGAGGACACUCGUAACUCAAGAUCACUGUAUGUGGAGAUGAACCAGACCGUGAUCAGUAUCUACCCAAGACUGAAGAUAUCCAAGAUGUAUAACUUUUCCUUUAUGGAAGAGAACUGCCAAGUACUGGAUCAAUCCCUUGAAAAGAAUACCACUAAUUCAAGGAGAGAAACCAACAAAAUAGAAGUGUCUAAUCAGAAAGGAGUUUCUGUCUCUUGUGACUUUCAGUAUGAUCUCUGUACUGUCACUCUGGCUGGCUGGCACCAUGGUAUUUCAGCUGGGCUUUUUGGUACCAAUGAUAAUGAAGCUGGAAAUGAAUGGAUACUUCCUAAUCGUUCCUUCACUGACAACGUGCAAGAGUUCACACAGAGCUGGCAGGGUCUGUCUUGGAGCCAGCUGGCAUUGGCUUUAUCGGACAUAGGGGAAGUUUCUAGCAGCUUCUCACAGAAGCCACCCCUGCAGCCCCCCGCUACCAAAACCUUGCCAUGCAAGCCCAAUAAUAGAGUAAUUCUGUUUUCCCAGGUGAACAAGUGCAGUCUCAUGCAGAAGAAAGUGAAGCCAUGUCCAACUACAGCUAAGCAAAACGUCUGUGAAGUGUUUUUUGAAGAAUCAAAUUCACUUCUUAGGAACUGCUUCAAAGUUGUGGACCCUGAACCAUUCUACAGCAUGUGUACGUACGACACCUGUGAAUCGCAGGAGUUGAAGGCUGCCUGCAGUUUAGCAGCAGCUUUUGUUCAUUUGUGCAACCGAAAUUUUGUCCCUGUGGAAAUUCCUCCUCAGUGGUUUUUUAUUAAACUCUGUCUCCACUGGAUAUUCUGCGUACAGUACCUUCUUUGAACUAUGAUAUGUAUUGACUACAAACUGCUACAUAAAUAAUGAUAUAUAAACAAUAA
Gymnogyps californianus (California condor) is the source of this 11498-nucleotide messenger RNA. RefSeq lists its product as uncharacterized. Gene Ontology annotation, molecular function: lipid carrier activity. Lineage: Eukaryota; Metazoa; Chordata; Aves; Accipitriformes; Cathartidae. The coding region runs from base 1 to 11442 and encodes 3813 amino acids. The transcript has 72 exons. The record is from RefSeq and is a predicted model, not a curated record. Gene Ontology annotation, biological process: lipid transport.